AUGGAUGUCCACCUGAGAUGGAAUAACCAUCAGACUACACUAUUAUCUGUCUUCAGCUCCCUUCUAGAUAAUGGGGAUCUGGUAGAUUGCACAAUAAGUGCUGAAGGUCAAUAUUUCAAAGCACAUAGGGUGAUUCUCUCAGCCUGCAGUCCAUAUUUUGAAUUAAUAUUCAGCCAACAUCAUGAGAAGCAUCCAGUUGUUAUACUGCCAGAUGUAAAGUUUCAAAUUUUGAAGGCUCUGAUGGAGUAUAUGUACUCUGGAGAAGUGAAGGUCCCACAGAAUAAGCUCUGUACCAUCCUUAAACUUGCCGAGACUCUACAGAUUAAGGGCCUGUCAUUUGCUGGUGAUGGAGAAAUGAAAAACAAACUUGGGCAUAGGAGAAGGAAUGAGUCUACCAUUCUCCAUGAACAACACGGUUUUGGUAAACAUCUGUGUGAACCCAGACACGGUUCUCAAGUUGAGCAGAAAGGAGAUGUUUCCUCACCACACACCUUAGAAAAGGAAUGCUCUGAAGACAUUGAUUCCCAUCUGCCGGCUGCUCAGGAAAGUGAGACUGAUAGUUCCACUUAUGUCUCCCACGAAAAACCAGUUGAUGAGCCAGCAAUGUCCCAAGACGUUAGUGAUACUGAGGCCUUCAAUGUGUUCGAGUGUUCAUCUCUCACAAAAAUACUCACUAAAUCAAACACCCGUGUGUCUGGGAUAUUAUUAAACCCAGUUUCCAGUAGUUUAGAUUCCAAUGAAUCGCCAGGAACAUCCAGAGAGAAUAUUGGAGAACAGCGAAUGACCAGUUGUGGACCUUCUGCCAGAAAUAAAGCAGGAGGAUCCAGAUGGUGA
Schistocerca americana (American grasshopper) is the source of this 834-nucleotide messenger RNA. RefSeq names its product longitudinals lacking protein, isoforms H/M/V-like. Gene Ontology annotation, molecular function: protein binding. Bases 1 to 834 code for a protein of 277 amino acids. NCBI's taxonomy places the organism in Eukaryota, Metazoa, Arthropoda, Insecta, Orthoptera, Acrididae. The transcript has 2 exons. Gene Ontology annotation, cellular component: nucleus. Gene Ontology annotation, biological process: regulation of transcription by RNA polymerase II. The record is from RefSeq and is a predicted model, not a curated record.